AUGGUAUUCCACGACGAACCGGGCCUCGAGUCCACCACAUCAUGGUCUCAUGCUGCUGUAUCAAGAAUCAUUACUUCAUUGCGGCAGCUUUUCCAGCGAUUCAAAGGGAGCGAGUCCUUUGAUGAGAAAGUUGCUGAUGUUUUAUGUCGUAAUACUACUCGACCAGUACAAGAUACCUUUGACAAUUUCGAUGACUGGAUAGCUCAGUUUUGUGGACCAAACAUUCGAUGGGAAUCAAUAGGUCUGUUAUGGGCACAUGUUGAGGGCCUCUCGGAUGCUUUGUCAACACUAAAGUACCGCCAGCUCAAGUGGGUAGAGGGGAAGCAAUCUUCUAUUGUUUCACACGAGCAUUUACACUAUAUUAUCGAAAUAUCACGUCACUUUACAGCUGGAAACGAUAUGUUGCUCGAUCUAUGUCGUCGACAUGCUGCUCUUGCGACCCUAGUUUAUGGCGAUGCCAGCCCUGUGUAUUGGAACGCCCACAGCCUGUGUGUUUCGAUGCUACUCUUUCUUGGUCGUCACGCUCCAGAAGUAUCCAAGUCUCAAGGAAAGCCUGAAAAGAUUUCAUUCUGUGUCGAGAACAGGCGUUUUCUCUACUGCUAUAUCUUUGCCAACGACAAAUCCAUGGUCUCGUUUACUGGCAGACCGCCACUCCUCAGCCGUCGCUAUUGCUCAUCUCAAGCCCCCUUGGACUUUUCUGACAGCUGCAUGAUAUCAAAAGAAUCGAUGACAAAGGAGUUCAAGGCUUUGGAUGAACGGGGCUGGAAUACGAAGGGCGAGAUCUACGCCAACGGCUAUAUACGAGCUCGUUUCUUGAAGUCCUAUCUCAUGGACGAAGUAAUAGAGAUUGCACUUGGCAAUGACACUCACGUUGCGCUUGAUUAUCUUGAGGACAUCAAGGCUCGGGUAAACCAGUUGUUUUUCGAGAUGCCAUCGCAUUUGAUUUUUGAGUACCAGAACCUCGAUGAUCCGGGCCUCGAUAUUAAUGUUCUUUACUUAAGAAUCUUAAUUUAUCUAAGCCAUAAAAGAGACAUCUUUGUGGUCGAGCGGCUGUUGCUCCAGCAUGGGGCGAUUGACGACGGCUCUUUGCUGACAACUAGUUUUGAUUUAGUCAAAGUCACAGUUGUACUUUGGAUACACAAGAACAAAUUCGCCCCCAUGAGAAGAAAUUUUGAAUGGGUGUUGGUUGCAUAUGCUGCCCCUGGCGGUGGCAUUCUAUGUCAAGAGUUGCUUCGGCCAACUUUCUUUGGUAUUCACCCUCUAAAUCCUGCUCUUUCACGAUCAAGUAUUGUGCAGCAGCUCAGCAUGCUUGUUGCUUUUCUGAACUGGGUUGGUCCAGGCUCGCCAAAUAGAGUGGUAUGCAGUGAUUGUGAGACCGUUAUCCAGCGUGUGCUUGAUGAGCACUUGAACGCUUCGCCUGCAAACGAUGCGAGCUUAGAGCCUUUGGAUCCGGGCUUUCCUCGAUCUCUUGGGUUUAAGUUUGAGUUGUUAAACACAUUCGAAUGGCUAAAUGCUAUGGAACGAUAG
Fusarium pseudograminearum CS3096 is the source of this 1527-nucleotide messenger RNA. RefSeq lists its product as uncharacterized. Gene Ontology annotation, molecular function: zinc ion binding; DNA binding. NCBI's taxonomy places the organism in Eukaryota, Fungi, Ascomycota, Sordariomycetes, Hypocreales, Nectriaceae. The record is from RefSeq and is a predicted model, not a curated record. The coding region runs from base 1 to 1527 and encodes 508 amino acids. The transcript is spliced from 3 exons. Gene Ontology annotation, biological process: DNA-templated transcription.